Messenger RNA from Glycine soja, 2411 nucleotides. Its product is annotated as YTH domain-containing protein ECT2-like. Gene Ontology annotation, molecular function: mRNA binding. Gene Ontology annotation, biological process: mRNA destabilization. Lineage: Eukaryota; Viridiplantae; Streptophyta; Magnoliopsida; Fabales; Fabaceae. Gene Ontology annotation, cellular component: cytoplasm. The coding region runs from base 188 to 2014 and encodes 608 amino acids. The record is from RefSeq and is a predicted model, not a curated record. The transcript is spliced from 7 exons.
GUGAAAAUUUAUACCAGACCACUUGAGGUAAACAUGAAAUUUUUACAAACAGAGAAAGAAACAAGUAGCUGAUAAUAAGCAGAAGUUGAAAAUGAACCAGCACAUCUAGUGAUAUCGUAACCUUGAGAUUGAAGGUGCUGAUUUAAAUUUACACUUCACAAGCCCAAAUCUUGAACAAACUGAGGUCAUGAUUAAUGAAGGAGCCCCAGAGUAUUUUUGUUAUCAGAACGUGUAUUACCCUGCUGCCACCAAUUAUGGGUAUUACUGUACAGGAUUUGAAACACCCGGGGAAUGGGAGGACCACCAUAGGAUUUUUGGUGUAGAUGGUCCCAAUAUUCAGUUCAUGGGUGCACAAAAUGAAAGUUUGCCGUAUGUAUAUUAUAACUAUGGAUAUGCACAGUCUCCAUACAAUCCAUAUAAUCCUUACAUUCCUGGUGCUAUGAUUGGAGCUGAUGGCUCACUUGGAGGAGGACAACAUUAUUAUACCCUCCCCAAUUAUCAAAGUCCAGUUUCUGCACCUGGUUAUAUUCCCUCUGUUCAACCAGACAAUUUUUCUGAUAGUUCUGCAGAUUCCUUUUUUGGAGCCAGUGCUUCUGUCAGUAAACCUGAUGGAAGAGGUUUGAGACAUAAGUUCAAUUCAGCUUCUGGUAACUUUCCUAGGAAUUCUUCAAAUUUUUUAUCAAAUCAGACAAGUUCCUUGGCCAGGGUAUCAGAAAGGCCGAGAGCUUAUGAUGGGAGUAGAUUUCUCAAUUUAGCUUUGCCGGCUGUUCAUCGGUCUGCAGCUGCUAAACUUAGGCCAAAGCUUCACAAUGGCAAAGUAGUACCAAAUGGUGGAAAUGGGAGCUCUGAUGUAUUGGGUGAGCAAAAUCAAGGCCCUAGAGUUAGUAGAUCAAAACAUCAGCUGUCUGUGAAAGCCUAUACAACCAUGGCAGGAGAUGCUAAUGAACAGGGGAACAUUGUCAUAUAUCCUGAUCAAUACAAUAAGGAGGACUUUUCCCUUGACUAUGAAAAUGCAAAGUUUUUUGUUAUAAAAUCAUACAGUGAGGAUGAUGUGCACAAAAGCAUUAAAUAUAAUGUGUGGUCAUCAACACCUCAUGGAAACAAGAAGCUGGAGAAUGCUUAUGAGGAUGCAAAGAAAAUAGCAGCUGAAAAGUCUGAAGUGUGCCCUAUUUUCCUAUUUUUUUCUGUUAAUGCAAGUGGGCAGUUCUGUGGGGUAGCAGAGAUGGUUGGUACAGUUGAUUUUAACAAGAAUAUGGACUUUUGGCAGCAAGAUAAAUGGAGUGGAAGCUUUCCUUUGAAGUGGCACAUCAUAAAAGAUGUACCAAAUCCAAAUUUUAGGCACAUUACACUGGAGAACAAUGAAAAUAAGCCAGUAACUAAUAGCAGAGACACACAAGAGAUAAUGUAUUGGAAAGGUUUGGAAAUGCUGAAAAUAUUCAAAAAUAAUACACUGAAGACAUCUUUGCUUGAUGACUUUAUGUACUAUGAAAACCGUCAAAAGAUCAUGCAGGAUGAGAAAGCCAAGUUGCUAGUCAAGAGUUUCAAUAGUCCAAUAUUUGUACCAGUAUUAGAAGCUCCCCAAAAGUUGAAUUUUGUUGUUGAUUUACUAAAAGACAAUUAUGAGAAGAAUUUGAAGCCCAAGGAUGAUUCUGAUGGCUUCAAACAGAUUUCAGUUUCAAGCCCUGACCAGAUUGUUAGUAAUUCUGAUGUCACUGGCAUCAAGCAUGUGGAUGAUGAGAAAGCUGAGAAAAUUGCUGUGGAUAAAGAAGAUAUUUCUUCUAUCUUAAAGAUUGGUUCAGUCACUAUUGCCCCCAAACAAGUUGAGGCUAAGCACUCUGUCAGCAAUGGUAAUAAAGAACAAGGUGAUGCUCUUACGGAAGGCUCAAUGCAGGUAAAAGUUAAUGGGUUUGCUUUGCCUUCUGGUUUCUUGAAGGUUGGCAGUAUCCCACUUGAUGCAAUGGCAUUGCAACCGGGAAAAGGUGUUCUUUCUGUUAAAAGUGAAUCACAUCGUUAAAUUUAGCUUUGUGGUAAACAUCUGGUGUUAGUCUUGUGGUAAAAGAUGAGUUUAUUGUUUGCCCACUUGUAUUUUACAGUUGGGAAGUUGAGUUUCUUCUUGAUCAUUUCGUUUCAUUUGCUAAUGAUGCUUUGCACAAGGCUGUUAUAUAUCGUGGGUGUUUGAGCGGGUGUUGACUUCUAUAGCUUCUAUAGGAUAAUGUAACCCCCCUUUUUUUUGCUUUUAGCCUGUUGGUGGUUAACGUGCAAGGGGUGAGUCUGUUAAUUCAAUAUGUUGAGAAAUCGGUGAAAACUUCUGGCCACAUUUGUUGAGUUACAGCUUAAAUGAGCUUUUUAAGAUGACAGUAUAACCGUAUCUGGUUUAUUUAAAGUCUAUUUCAGUAUUGCCAUUUCAUCAA